This is a messenger RNA of Plasmopara halstedii, 4158 nucleotides long. RefSeq lists its product as hypothetical. The transcript has a single exon. Gene Ontology annotation, molecular function: calcium-activated cation channel activity. Bases 1 to 4158 code for a protein of 1385 amino acids. The record is from RefSeq and is a predicted model, not a curated record. NCBI's taxonomy places the organism in Eukaryota, Oomycota, Peronosporomycetes, Peronosporales, Peronosporaceae. Gene Ontology annotation, cellular component: plasma membrane.
AUGGAGGGUUUGCCGACACUUGUCGUGCCUGAGGAUCCAGAGACUGGAGCUAUCGAGAGACCCAAGACUCCUCCAGCGAUUGAAAUUGACGAAAAGAGAUUAAUAAAUAGCACGACUUAUGUACCUGUUAAGUCUGAAGAAAUAUUAUAUGCACCAGAGGCAUCCAUUGCAUCCCCUGACGUUCAAAUGACUCCACCCCAUGAUGUGAUAGAAGAAGAAACAUUGGAAAUUGGAAAGUUAAUUGAAGAGAACCCACAACUUUUAUCAGCUCGACAUGAGCCUGACAUUUUUGAAUCAUCUGACGCAAUGUUAAAUCCUAUAAGAGAAAACGAACAUCCUGUUGAGAAUCCAGUAUCAAUUGUCAAUGUUGACGCAAAUGAAGAGCAAUCUGAAUUGACAAGAUCUCGAUCAGCUCGCGCUGCAUCGUUGAGUAGUAAAGAUUUCAAAGCAAUGUCGAAACGAGCUGCAGCAACAGCCAAGCUUGACCGACUUGCAGGCGGUAGUAAAUCCGUAUUUGAUGCCAAUAUGAAUGACAUUGCAGCAUUGGGUAUUGGUAUGGAACUCUACUUUUUACUCAUUAAAUAUUUAAGCUGGGCCUUUGUCACCAUGGGAAUUAUAUCUCUCCCAGCUAUUUUAGUCAAUUAUUUUGGCCAUGGUGUGACGACCAAGAUGGUAGAUCCACUCCAACUAGCAUAUGCAUCGCUUGGAAAUCAGGGAGUGAAUCCAGACAUUGCAUCUGAUCCCACACAGUGUCUUCCACUGGGUGAAAUUGACUGCACUGGAGCUACCGUUGAUACACCAUUUACAAAGAAUCCAGAGACCGUAGCGUGGAUCGUGACAUCAAGCGAUGCUAUCUACUCGUUAGUAUUUCUAAUUGUUUACCUUCUCUUUCGUCGACACGCGCGACGAGCGAUUGAUGCUCACCAGAAUGAACACCUCACACCGGCUAAAUACGCCAUUUUUGUGCGUGGUCUGCCACCGGAUGCGACAGCUCGCGAAGUUCUCGAACAUUUCAAUCGCUACGAUCCGACUCAAGACGAGACCUACUAUCCAUUAUGGCUCGGUUGUUGUUGGGGUCGACGUCCACGCCGUGUCAAGCACUCGCUAUCAAAAGGUGCCGUUAAUUGCAACGUUGUGCGCGAUCUUGAGCAUCUAUGGCGCCCUAGUGGUCCAAGACCUGGAACGGCAAGCCAGCAAGCAAGGCGAAAGUCUGUUGGACAAUCCAGAGUGAACUCGGUGAACUUGACAAAAGGUGAUAUUGCUAAUGCUUCUUACUAUGAGAUCAAGCAAGACGAAUUUGACAUGUACCUUGGCACAUGGAUUGCCGAGGUGAGUAUUGCUCACCCGACUGGUGGAUUAUUACGAACGUUUCUAGCAAUGGAAGUGCUUACUCGCAAAAUUGCGGAAGCACAAGCGCUUGUUGAUAUUCUCACUUUGGAAAAAGAGGAAGCUGAGGUGAUACUACAGCAAUGGGUCCCACCACCAGGUAAAAAGAAGCCAAGGAAACCAAAGUCGACAUUCAAAAAGGCCGAUGAGUUGUUGUUACAGGUUACCAUAACAAAACUGGCACGUCUUCAAGCUGCUAUGGCGAAGAAAACUAGCAAAUUAAAAGCAUUAAAACAUGCAAACAAGCAGCAGAAAAAUGAAGGCGUUGGUGCCAUAGAUGGCUCAGUCUCAAAUAAGUCGAAAGCAACUAAAAAGAAAGGAUCAGACGCUAAAGUGUUCGAUUGGAACGCUUGUGAGUGCGCUUUCGUCGUCUUUAAUAAUCUUGAAUCCCGUCGACGCUGUCUUCAAGAUUAUCGACGUUCAAAUCAGCGGUUACCACGCAAAUUUCAGCCAAAAGGAUUGCGUUUUCGCAACGGUGAAUACUCUCUUACAGUGCUACCUGCUCCUGAGCCGUCAAACAUAUUAUGGGAGAAUCUUGAAGUGACAGCAAAAUCUCGUCGUCUUCGACGCUCUUUUGCUAAUGCAGUGACGUUUUUACUAUUACUUUUUUCCGGUGUCAUCAUCUCUGCAGCCCAAUCGGCUCAGCAGACGUUUAAGGAUAAAGCACCUCCUCCAGGUCUUUGUCAAACCACUUUACCCGAGAUUUUUUACGCUAGUCCAGACUUUCUUGAUGUCAAAGGUGUGACGUGGGAACUCGAAUGGAAUCCCAAUGCUACGUGUUCUCUAGGUGAGCAUGGUGAAACGCGAUAUCAUGUAGCGUAUUCGAAUGGAAUUCUCAACAAUAUUAUUGUGCAAAAUCCUACAUCUUCGAUCAAUAAUUUAAAUCGCUGUAUAGAUCCGUGUAUUUCCGAAAAAUCGAGCACGAAAUGUAACACGCUGGAGUGUUUUAAUCGUGAAAUUCGUGAAGAAACGGGUAAGGAGUGUGGAACUUACUUAGCAAGUCACGUCCUUUAUUGUCUUUGCACAUCUCAAGUUCAAACGAGCAUUGCAGACUAUGGAGUGAUAGGUGGACCACAGGAACUAUGGAAGACUUUCAUUCCAUGUCGCGGGUUUUUAACCGAUUAUAUUGCCAAAAAUGCGUUCAUCAUUCUCGCAUCAGCUGUUGUUGUCAUUGUAAACAUCAUUUUGAAGUCUACACUACGGAGAUUCGCAUCAUUUGAACGACACACUAGUGAAUCAACUAAAGCUUCAGCUGUAGCACUAAAAAUGUUUGCUGCACAGUUUCUUAAUACUGCUAUCAUCGUGCUUGUAGUAAAUGCCGCACUUUCGGUAAGUGCUAUUCCCAUAAUUGGAGAUCUUUUUCGAGGCAAAUACAGUGAUUUUCAACGAGAUUGGUACCCAACAGUUGGAAUGGGAGUCACGAUGACGAUGUUGAUCAAUGCUGUUAUGCCACAAACUAUCUUGCUAUUGCAAUUAUGUCUCAUUAGUCCAUUAAAACGCUGUCUAGCACGUCGAAGCGUACGCACACAAGAGAGAAUGGACAAAUUGUAUGCAGGCCCUAAAUUUGACUUAGCAGUUCGGUAUCCAAUGAUACUUAAUUCAGUUUUUGUGACGUUAGUGUUUUGUGGAGGUUCUCCUGUGUUGCUCUUUAUCGCAACAUUUGCUUGUUGCGCAACAUACUGGAUCGAUAAGUUGUCGUUACUCUGGCUUUAUAGUGUUAAAACAGCGUACGAUGAAGCAUUAGGCGAGACUGUACUUGGUUUGCUACCAUGGGCAUUAGUGGCUCAUUUGGCCUUUUCAUGUUGGAUGUAUGGUAACACAGAUUUGCUACAAGCACCAACAAUGAAGCUUGGAUGGGUCUUUGCACUAUUUGGACUUAGUACAGAUGAAGGUCUUAGUACGGAUGACAUGUACAACAAAUUGGUGGCUCAAGCUGCAGCAUUUGAUCCAUUGGGAAAAUAUGGCUUUAUUGUCAAAGUUCUUCAUGUCAAUGUCAUGCUUAUGUUUCUUUUGUUUAUCUUGGUAUUGCUUGGAAUUCUUCUUUCUGCGGUAUGGGAAAGAGUAUUGCUUCCUGUGCUCCGCAACACUCUUGGUCGCAUUUUUCUGCCUAUUUGGCGCCGUUUACGAUGUCGCUGUUCGUGUUGUCGACGAAGGAACGAGGUCAAACCGAUGCCUUCCAUUAACACUUUACCUAUUAACGACGCGCAGAGGACAAAUGGUGGAAGAUCAGCAAAAGUAGCUAUUGACACGGAUCAUUCGACAAGUAGUGCUGUCAUGUCGAGAAAUAUCACAACAGAUUCAAUAGUCACCUCGAUCGGCUCCGAGCUUGUAGUGAAAAAGUCUUCAGCCUGGACAGCUUCUACACCGACAGAAACCGUUGUACCCAUAGCGUCUGAUUUAGAACCAAGUCAAGUGGUGCUGCCAGAAUUUACUGAUAUCUUUCGCAAGUCUGUGGAUGCAAAGUUUCGACCGGAUGCAAAACUAGGAUUUAAACGCGAUCCCGAUCGUCCAGCUGAGCUCGUUCGAUAUUGGCAGGAAGACACUGUAAGCAAUGGAUACCAUCGCAAUUCGGGUGAUUUGAUGCGAACGUGGGAAGCUAUUCAAGCGCCAGUCAAAGCUUAUGCGAUAGAGGCGAAUGCAAAGUAUAGGCUUGCAGUUGCCGAGCUUAUAACAGCUUCAAGACGAGCUCUUACAGCUCCAGAAAUCGAUGUUAUAUCACCCACAUCUCCUGCGGUUAAUGGAGACGCAGUUGGAAAAAAUUCUCAUGAAUGA